Messenger RNA from Stegostoma tigrinum, 830 nucleotides. RefSeq names its product acyl-CoA thioesterase 13 (gene acot13). Bases 312 to 737 code for a protein of 141 amino acids. The transcript has 3 exons. Gene Ontology annotation, molecular function: fatty acyl-CoA hydrolase activity. The record is from RefSeq and is a predicted model, not a curated record. NCBI's taxonomy places the organism in Eukaryota, Metazoa, Chordata, Chondrichthyes, Orectolobiformes, Stegostomatidae.
UUAAGAAGUUUUAUAGGACAAGAAAAACUCUGUCACUCUCUUGUAAAAAGAAACCAAUAUAUUUCAAUUAACAUGCAAGAAAAAUAUCGCCUUGGAAUCUGUGGACAGGGAGAUACUGAAACUCUGUUCCAAAAUGAAAAUGCAGCAAGCUACCAAGGGUGAGCAGAGUGAGUACUCAUGCCCGGUGUUGGCGCUGUACGUGGAUCUGGUGGAGGGGAGGAGCUGCUCAAUCAGCUGCUGUUAAGGCCUCGCAGCGACUCUUCCUUUGCUCCGUGAAGCUGCCACCUUCAACCGGGAGGAGAUUUCAAACCAUGACGACUUCGUCCUUGAACGCUCUAAGGCAGGUCGUCCAGGGUUUGACCGGAGGAACCGGCUUCGAUCGGGUUCUGAAUAAGAUGACUGUUGUUUCAGCUUGUCCUGGGAAAAUAGUCUGUGAACUGAAAGUGGAACAGGAACAUGUGAACCGAGCAGGCACUCUGCAUGGAGGACUAAUCGCAACUCUUGUUGAUGUUGUAUCAACGACAGCCUUACUUAAUACAGAGCGAGCGCUACCAGGAGUUAGUGUAGACAUGAAUGUAACAUACAUGAAUGCAGCUAAACUGGGAGAGGAUAUUAUCAUAACUGCUAAGGUGCUAAAGGAAGGUAAAUCUCUCGCAUUUACAACUGUGGAUUUGACAAGCAAAGUCACUGGAAAACUCCUAGCUCAAGGGCGACACACAAAGCAUUUAGGCAGCUGAACAAAUUUUUGAAUUUCUAAAUGUGUUUUUGUUUUAUUUGUACGGAAUUAUUCUGUUGAAUAAAAUGUAAUAGAAAUUAAAAGUUUAACUUUA